UUCUAAACACUUAUCAAUUCCCCUUUUCUUUCUUUCUUUCUUUGCUUGGUUCAUUUCCGAUUUCAAUCGCUCUGCUCUGCAACACUGCAAGUGAGAAUUGAGAAGGAAGGAUGAGAGAAAUAAUCAGCAUACACAUAGGACAGGCUGGCAUCCAGGUUGGCAAUUCUUGCUGGGAGCUCUACUGCCUCGAACAUGGCAUCCAGCCCGAUGGAAUGAUGCCUAGUGACACAUCCUUCGGAGUGGCGCACGAUGCAUUCAACACUUUCUUCAGCGAGACAGGAUCCGGCAAGCACGUUCCGCGUGCCGUCUUCGUCGAUCUCGAGCCAACCGUCAUCGACGAGGUCAGAGCCGGCACCUACCGCCAGCUCUUCCACCCGGAGCAGCUUAUCUCCGGCAAGGAGGACGCCGCAAACAACUUCGCCAGGGGACACUACACCGUCGGCAAGGAGAUCGUCGACCUCUGCCUUGACCGCGUUCGCAAGCUCGCCGACAACUGCACCGGCCUCCAGGGCUUCCUCGUUUUCAACGCCGUCGGUGGCGGUACUGGCUCCGGCCUCGGUUCUCUCCUCCUUGAGCGCCUCUCCGUCGAUUACGGCAAGAAGUCCAAGCUCGGCUUCACCAUCUACCCUUCCCCUCAGGUUUCGACGGCUGUUGUGGAGCCAUACAACAGUGUUCUCUCCACUCAUUCUCUCCUGGAGCACACUGAUGUCGCCGUGCUCUUGGACAAUGAAGCCAUCUAUGAUAUUUGCAGGAGGGCCCUUGAUAUCGAGAGACCUACCUACACCAACCUCAACAGGUUGAUAUCUCAGAUCAUAUCAUCCUUGACUACUUCCUUGAGGUUUGAUGGCGCCAUCAAUGUGGAUAUCACUGAGUUCCAAACCAACCUUGUGCCUUACCCUCGCAUCCAUUUCAUGUUGUCCUCAUACGCCCCUGUUAUCUCGGCUGCCAAGGCCUACCAUGAGCAGCUUUCAGUGCCUGAGAUCACCAAUGCAGUGUUUGAGCCCUCCAGCAUGAUGGCCAAGUGCGAUCCUAGGCAUGGCAAGUACAUGGCUUGCUGCCUAAUGUACCGUGGUGAUGUUGUUCCAAAGGAUGUCAAUGCCGCCGUUGCCACCAUAAAAACAAAGAGGACUGUUCAGUUUGUUGACUGGUGCCCAACUGGCUUCAAGUGUGGUAUCAACUACCAGCCUCCUACAGUUGUACCCGGUGGGGACCUUGCUAAGGUGCAACGGGCAGUCUGCAUGAUCAGUAACAACACUGCAGUUGCUGAAGUGUUCUCUCGCAUUGACCACAAAUUUGAUCUCAUGUAUGCCAAGAGAGCCUUUGUUCACUGGUAUGUCGGUGAAGGCAUGGAAGAAGGGGAGUUCUCCGAGGCCCGUGAAGAUCUUGCUGCUCUUGAGAAGGAUUAUGAGGAAGUUGGAGCUGAGGGAGCAGAAGAUGAAGAAGAAGGAGAAGACUAUUGAUAUUAUAAAUAAUUGAGAAACCAUUUUCUACAUAAUUGUUACAAGUAAAAAGGGGUAUAUGCUUCGUUACAUUGCCCCGAACCCGCAUUGUUCCUUUUAAUCCUGUGUGAAGUAGUUUUCUAUUAUUCCAACUGUUAAGUGAUUAAAACAAUUAUGUUUCUAUAUGUUGACUUAGGAUUCUAUCGUUUGUUGCUUCAAUUGUGUAUUCAGAGUUGUCCAUCCUAUAUGUUAUUAUAUUUUUUCUUA
This is a messenger RNA of Arachis duranensis, 1706 nucleotides long. RefSeq names its product tubulin alpha-5 chain. Gene Ontology annotation, cellular component: cytoplasm; microtubule. Gene Ontology annotation, biological process: mitotic cell cycle; microtubule cytoskeleton organization. The transcript is spliced from 4 exons. Lineage: Eukaryota; Viridiplantae; Streptophyta; Magnoliopsida; Fabales; Fabaceae. The record is from RefSeq and is a predicted model, not a curated record. Bases 111 to 1460 code for a protein of 449 amino acids. Gene Ontology annotation, molecular function: structural constituent of cytoskeleton; GTP binding.